Messenger RNA from Betta splendens (Siamese fighting fish), 2835 nucleotides. RefSeq lists its product as uncharacterized. Bases 1294 to 2208 code for a protein of 304 amino acids. Lineage: Eukaryota; Metazoa; Chordata; Actinopteri; Anabantiformes; Osphronemidae. The record is from RefSeq and is a predicted model, not a curated record. The transcript is spliced from 2 exons. Gene Ontology annotation, molecular function: nucleic acid binding; zinc ion binding.
CUCAGUUGGUAGCGCGUCGACCUCGGAAGGCAAAAGGUCUGCAGUUCGAUCCCCCCGCCUCGGCAUCAGGUGUGUCCCUGAGUCCCUUCGCGCUAGCUCCCCGAGCGCCGCUCAUGUGGCAGCUCACUGCUCCCCCAAGGGGGAUGGGUCAAAUGCAGAGAAUGAAUUUCCCCACUGUGGGACUAUUAAGCGUUAAUUUCUUCUUCUUCUUCUUCAUUAAGUGCUGACAUCUAAUGUUGUGUUUGACUGACCGAUUGUUUAUGGCCUGUGUUUGCCUUUUACCCCUGGUCUCUGGCUCCUUUCUAUCUGAUGCCUCACCAGACCCAAGGCUGAAGACCUUGUGUAUUCCCUGUGUAACGUAAACAUCUUCACCCACAGUAUGAUAGGGAGAUUCCACCAGGUCCCGGGAGAAGGGUUAAAAGGCAGAGACAACCUCAGAACGGUGUGAUUUUUGCAUUAUACCUCUGUGGUGUAUGUUCAGAUCUCCCCAGCUGGCUUUUUGAUUUGCUUUCCUCAUUAUUUGUUAUUUCCUUUAUUAUUUUAAUAAAUCACACAAAAGGACCACUCUCUCUUAUCUGCCUUUAUUGCAAAAUUUCCACCACAGAAAUUGGCGUCCACGAACAGGAUCCCGCGGCAGGUCGUCUGGACGGCGUGAUCAGGGACGGCGGUCCUGAGGACUAGGUUCGCUCAGCCUCCAAACCUCUACAGCUGUUCAGAGUGGGAGGACUGCUCACCCGUCUGGAUCGCCUCUGACGAGAUCCAACGAACUCAAAAUCCAUCCUCUACUCGGCCCGGUGAGAGCGAUUCCGUUUUGUUGCGACUGAAAUUGGUUUCAGGUAUUCGGGUCUUGGAGGGGCCUGACGGUGAGGGAGCACUUCCGAGAACCCUGUCACUGAUCUGAGCGGUUCCCUUUCUACGGAGACGUCCGUGGAAGAGAAAUUUCGAAAAAAGGUUCCGGCCGGAACACAAAAAAGUCUAAGGCAGGAAACCGCCGGACUCUGAAAGAUGGGUUCGGGGCGAUCUAAGUCUCCACCACCAGACUGCAGCAUUACAAAAUUAAUGAGACGUAAAUAUGGUGAUGAGUGCGUGUCAUUUCUUCACGACUGGACAAAACAUUAUGGGUUUCAAGAAGGUGGUUCACUCAGUGUGAAGGACAUACGCGCUUUAAAAGAAAAAUUAGAAGAAAAGGAGAAACAGCUUCGUAAAAGUAGAACGAUCAAAGUUAAAACUUUAGAGGAAAUUGAAUUAAACAACAGAUGCCUUGAAAUUUAGGUUAAAGAAAUUAGCUUGCCCAUGGUGGAAGUGGCCGGCCCUGAAGGAUGCAUGUUAGUGCACAGACCAUGGACUAGCGCUGACAUAGCUGACUUUGCUCACACUCUUCCAGACAUCACUGUAUCAGGAAAGACAUUCGGUGCCAACCUUCAGGCUUUCUGCCAGGAGUACAGACCCACUGGAGCUGAGAUUCGUCGCAUCCUGGCCAAACGCCUUGCACCUUGUGAAUACCAAAAGCUGGCUAGACAAUUGCCUGAUGUGACACUUGCUCUCAAACACAAAGACUGGACAAGCAACUUAAAUGAUGGAUUCGUUGCCGCAGUGAGGACGCUUGUUGCCCACCUCGAAACUGCGUUCCCUGAUAAAGUCUGUAUGAUUAAAGUCACUACGUGCAAACAACAACCAGAGGAAUCAGUUGAUGACUUUGUUCACCGCCUCACCACCGCAUACAAUACACACGGAGGAGCUCACCCUCCCCCUGAAGGAGUGGGAGGACUCAUCUGUUCAACAUACGAGAGUCACCUGUGUGAACUGGUGAUGAAAGGCUUACUCCCUGAAGUUUUUGACGCCGUGAAGCAGUCAUACAUCGGAUGGAAAGAAGAAGCGCGUCUGUCUGACCUCACAAGACACGCAUGCCAUGCUUAUGACACUCUCCAGCAGAAGAAGAUGGCGAAGAAGGAAAAACAACAGAGCGAACUGUAUCUGCCAUCCUUGGAGAUGUUCUCUGCAAUGCAUAACAACAACAGAGGAGCAGGCAGGUAUCGCGGGCGAGGACGAGGAAGAGACUUCAGACGGAAUUGGCACAACAGAGUCACAGGAGGCGCAUCUGGAGAUCCAGGAAACGCUUGCCACAUCUGCGGCGAGAUGGGACACUGGAAGAAGCACUGCCCCCGGCUACGUCAGGUUCCACCCUCCCGGGCACUCUCGUCAGACUGACUAGAGGAGGAGCCCAGCGAAGGUUUCCGUUCACAUGAUGACGUAGACGGUGAAAGCGGCUCUGCCCAAACAGGCGACAGAACCACUGCACAUCAUUCAACCAGGAGACUGGGUGAUCAUUAAGGAGCUUCGCAGGAAGCACUGGAACAAACGGUGGCGAGGUCCCUUCCAAGUCCUUCUGACGACCAACACGGCUGUGAAGAUCGCAGAAAGAGCCACUUGGAUCCACUCCAGCCACUGCAGGAAGGUCCCGGAUCCAACAGACGACCCUCCAUCUACACCACAUGAGAAAACCAUCACUGACGAAAAGAACUGAGAAGGACGAUCCUCGCUGUGCUCACACACGCACUGAGGCAAGGCUGCGUUGACCGUUCAGCUAAAGGUGUGAGCCAAGCGCCGCCUGAAGCUGCGCCAGUGAAUCACACUACCAGACCAUACAUCUACACACACGCUCCUGAGAAAACACACACACACGAGCAGCCUUGAGUUGCCGACGCUGGACGACGUGUAGACUCUUCACAUCACGGGAGUGACAGUGACUCAGACGACAUUGGGAGGAAACCUGGCGGUGAUAACGAAUCCCAAGUGUCUCUGUGAUCAGCUGAUCACAACCUGAAGAACCCCAAA